AUGUCUUCCCUCGAAGUCUUGUCUCAGGCCAUCAAUGCUCAAGCAGAGGUGUUGAGCAAGGCCUGGCAGGAUCCCUCCCUCCACGAUGCGUCCUCGCCUCCAAGAAUUACGGUGCCCAAGUUGGAUGCGGCUGGUGAAGAGGCUCGCAACCAGCUUCUGACCAAUUUGAGACGUCUUGAGCAGAUGGUCCUGGGUCCAAAGGAUGCUAUGCAAAGUUUAUACUACAAGAGUGCCGAAGCAGGAGUAGUGCAGGCCCUCUGUCAACUCGGUGUCCCUAAAGCUGUCCCCUUGGACGGUUCAAUAUCCUAUCACGAACUUUCUGCAAAAGUCAACGUUUCCGAAGACCGGCUCAGGCAUUUCAUCCGGAUAGCAGCCCUUUGUUGCAACUACCUGGCCGAAACCGAGACCGGCCAAGUUACCCAUAGCCCAAACUCAUCCAUCUGGCAAUUGGAUCCCAUGAUGGCCAACGGCAUGGAGGUCAUGCUCAGUCACCUUCCCAUUUCCUCCUUCAGGCUAGGUGAUGUCUGCACGACCGAUCCUACCGACGAGGCCGAAAAGGUCGACGGCUUCACCCUCGCCAGGGGAGAGCCACUCUUCCAAUACUUGGAGUCACACCCGGAUCAGGGCCAAAAAUUCGCUGCCCACAUGCGCGCCCAGGCUGCUCAGUCUGGAGAUGAAGCAAUCCAGCAAGGUUACGAUUGGCAUUCCAUGAAGGACAAGCUCCUUGUCGAUUGUGGCGGCUCCUUUGGCUCUGUUGCCCAGGCCAUUGUCAAAAAAGAGCCAGGGGUACGGUGUAUUGUUCAAGAUCUUCCUAAAGUAAUCAACGCUGCUAAUGCAACCGUCACCAAACGUCCCAAUUUCCCAAAUGCUCAAAUCAGAUUCAUGCCACAUGACUUCUUAGAGUCUCAGCCAGUGCUUGCAGACAUGUAUCUGUUCCGUAUGGUAUUUCACAACUGGUGUGACAAGGGUGCUCGACGCAUACUCGAAGCUCUUCGACCCGUCCUUCGACCAGGAACUCGUGUCGUUGCCAUCGAAUACGUCAUGCCUCCACUGGGCACCGCUCCGCCAUACGCCGAGCUUGCAACCAGACGACUUGACAAUGUCAUGUACAGUCUGAUGAAAGGCAAGGUACGUGAGCUGCAGGAAUUCAAGGAUUUAUUUCACAGCGUGGAGCCCGCUUUGAAGUUUAGAAGCUUCAAGCAAGGCGCGCUCAAAGCCACUCAUGAUCCCAAAUGCCACUCGGUACUGGAAUGGAUUUACGAGCCUGAUGAUCAAGUCGUCGUCGACUCGAACAGUGUCGAAACACCCCCGAUGCCCACAACAGGCCUCAUCAUAGAUACAGUCGAUUCGCCAGAAAGUACCAAAAGGGGAGAUUCAUCUCCAGCUACACCUGUCGAAGAAAAUUCUGGAUUAGGAAUAGAGAUCAAAUCAGAGGGUAACGAGAUUCCUGUUCAAAUCGCCGAAUACGAGUCAGAGUCACCUCGAUACAUAUUGCCCACCAAUUGA
This is a messenger RNA of Exophiala mesophila, 1506 nucleotides long. RefSeq lists its product as uncharacterized. Gene Ontology annotation, molecular function: O-methyltransferase activity. Lineage: Eukaryota; Fungi; Ascomycota; Eurotiomycetes; Chaetothyriales; Herpotrichiellaceae. The transcript is spliced from 3 exons. The record is from RefSeq and is a predicted model, not a curated record. Bases 1 to 1506 code for a protein of 501 amino acids.